AUGUCACUGCAAAUGGUAACAGUCAGCAAUAACAUAGCCUUAAUUCAACCAGGCUUCUCACUGAUGAAUUUUGAUGGGCAAGUUUUUUUCUUUGGCCAAAAAGGUUGGCCAAAGAGGUCCUGCCCCACCGGAGUUUUCCACUUUGAUGUAAAACAUAACUGUCUCAAACUGAAACCUGCUGUUUUCUCCAAAGAUUCCUGCUACCUACCUCCUCUUCGGUACCCAGCCAUCUGUUCAUUUAAAAGUGGCUUUGACUCUGAAAAGUAUCAAUAUAUCAUUCAUGGAGGAAAAACACCAAACAAUGAACUUUCAGAUAAGUUUUACAGUAUGUCUCUUAUUUGCAAGAACAACAAAAAAGUGACUUUCCAGUGCACUGAGAAAGACUUAGUAGGAGAUGUUCCUGAAGCCAGAUAUGGCCAUUCCAUUGAUGUGGUAUAUAGUCGAGGGAAAAGCAUGGGUGUUCUGUUUGGAGGGAGGUCAUAUAUACCUUUUACUCAAAGAACCACAGAAAAAUGGAACAGUGUAGCUGAUUGUCUGCCUUAUGUUUUCUUGAUGGAUUUUGAAUUUGGGUGUACUACAUCAUACAUUCUCCCUGAACUUCAGGAUGGACUGUCUUUCCAUGUCUCUCUUGCCAGAAAUGAUACUGUUUAUAUUUUAGGAGGACAUUCCCUUGCCACUAAUACUCGACCUGCCAACCUAUACAGAAUAAAGGUUGACCUCCCUUUGGGUAGCCCAGCUGUGAAUUGCACAGUCUUGCCUGGAGGAAUCUCUGUCUCCAGUGCAAUACUAACUCAAACAAACAGUGAUGAGUUUGUUAUUUUUGGUGGCUAUCAGCUUGAAAAUCAAAAAAGAAUGGUCUGCAACAUUGUCUCUUUAGAGGACAACAAGAUAGAAAUUCAUGAGAUGGAAACUCCCGAUUGGACACCAGACAUUAAGCAUAGCAAGAUAUGGUUUGGAAGUAACAUGGGAAAUGGAACUAUUUUCCUUGGCAUCCCAGGAGAUAAUAAGCAGGCUACUUCAGAUGCUUUCUAUUUCUAUAUGUUGAAGUGCUCUGAAGAUGUUGUGAAUGAAGAUCAGAAAAUACUCACAAACAGUCAGACUUCAACAGAAGAUCCAGGGGACUCUACUCCCUUUGAGGAUUCAGAAGAAUUUUGUUUCAGUGCAGAAGCAAAUAAUUUUGAUGGCGAUGAUGAAUUUGACACCUAUAAUGAAGAGGACGAAGAAGAUGAAUCUGUGACAGGCUACUGGAUAACGUGCUGCCCUACUUGUGAUGUAGAUAUCAACACAUGGGUACCAUUUUAUUCAACUGAGCUCAACAAGCCUGCCAUGAUCUAUUGUUCUCACGGAGAUGGACACUGGGUCCACGCCCAGUGCAUGGAUCUGGCAGAACACACACUCAUAAACUUGUCAGAAGGAAGCAACAAGUAUUAUUGCAAUGAGCAUGUGGAGAUAGCACGAGCAUUACAAACUCCCAAACGAGUCUUACCCUUAAAACGGCCUCCAAUGAAAGCUCACCGCAAAAAAGGAUCUGGGAAACUCUUGACUCCUGCCAAGAAAUCCUUCGUUAGGAGGUUGUUUGAUUAG
Dipodomys spectabilis (banner-tailed kangaroo rat) is the source of this 1584-nucleotide messenger RNA. RefSeq names its product recombination activating 2 (gene Rag2). The record is from RefSeq and is a predicted model, not a curated record. Lineage: Eukaryota; Metazoa; Chordata; Mammalia; Rodentia; Heteromyidae. Gene Ontology annotation, molecular function: sequence-specific DNA binding; protein binding. The transcript has a single exon. Gene Ontology annotation, biological process: V(D)J recombination. Gene Ontology annotation, cellular component: nucleus; DNA recombinase complex. The coding region runs from base 1 to 1584 and encodes 527 amino acids.